UAGAAUUUACCAUAAUAUGAGAAAAAUCAUAUGGUUGUUGUGCUUUGUUUAAUGUGUAUUGUGAUAGUGGUUUGACCUAGAUAAUCGUGGUUUAUGUAAUAAUUAGUAAUUAUUUGUAUAUAUUUUCUCGUUUUAUCAAACUUCCGGCCUAUGAUCAUAAUUUUUGAAGCGAUUGAUCUCCCUGGGCACCGCGGCGAAGUGACAUCGCUCAGGGAGGCAUGACGCGUGGGUGGUGAGUCUCGCCAUGGCCGCGGGGAGCAGGUCGGUGUCGCGCAGCCCCCGGAGGCGGCGCGACGCCUCGCCGCCGCCGGGCCACAAGGGGCGGCUCCGUUCGCCGGCGGGGGGCGGCAGGAGGGACGAGGCGCCGCGACGCCAGGCGUCCGUCCGCCGGACCGUGGACCGCGAGGCGCGGCAGUCGGCGGUGCGGGGGCGCCCGGACGACAAGCCCAGCCGCGCCCACUCGCAGGCGCGGUCGGUGCGGGGGGAGGACCCGGACCGCUGGCCCCACGACAGGUUCCUGGAGAGCCUGGGCGCCGGCCGCGGGGCGCCCCAGCACCACCGCCACCGCCGCCUGCCAGAGGAUGACUUCAUGGACCAGCGCCGCCAGGAGCGGGAGCGCAUCGGGCUGCUGGGGGCGGCGCAGCUGUGGGGCAAGACCCCGCCCCGCUGCGACGAUUCGGAUGAAAUAGACGCGGCUGCCGGUGAGGCGUUGAAGAGACGAGAUGCCGACGCCAUGUCCGUGGAAACAGGCAAGAAGAAGAAGAAGAAGAAACUCAAGUCCCACAAGAAGAAGAAGAGCAAGAAACACAAGAAAGAGAAGAAGAAGAGAAAGAAGCGGAGGAAGAAGGAGUCGUCCUCCAGCAGCGACUCUGCGGACUCUGCCUCGGACGAGGAGAAGGUGGAGCUGUGGGUGGAGAAGAACCGGGCGGAGGGCUCCGGCUCGGAGGACGAGGACGGCAUGGUGGGGCCGGUGCAGAAGCAGCACGUCACGCUGUCCCAGAAGGACUUCGGCAAGGCGCUGCUCCCCGGGGAGGGCGCCGCCAUGGCCGCCUACGUCGCGGAGGGCAAGAGGAUCCCGCGCCGGGGGGAGAUCGGCCUCACCUCCGACCAGAUCGCUUCCUUCGAGUCGGUCGGCUACGUCAUGAGCGGCAGCAGGCACCGGCGAAUGGAGGCGGUGCGUAUCCGCAAGGAGAACCAGAUCUACUCGGCGGACGAGAAGCGGGCGCUGGCCAUGUUCAGCAAGGAAGAGCGGCAGAAGAGGGAGAACAGGAUCCUCAGCCAGUUCAAGGAGAUGGUCAAGAACAAGCUGUCGACAGAGAACGGCAGUGAGUAGUAGGGCUGCAUCUGGCUCACCUGCUCCGGUGUAAGAUUACCAACUUGUAGCUGUCCACCAAUAUCUUACCUGUCAUCAUUGGCAUUUUUUUUUUUCUUUUUUGUUUGCAGUAUUUUUUCCUUGUGAUCAAAAAUCUAGUAUUUACAGACAAGAUUUUAUGGUUUUGUUUUUAGACCAAUUUUGUUUCUAAAACAUGAUAUUUCUGGGUUAUUGUUAUUAUUAUUUUAUGAAUCAUGCUUAUUCAUAAAGAUAACGCAUUAUUCCACAAAUAUGACACUUAAAUUUUUAUUGAUACUUGUUUCAACAAACCCAGUCAUUUUGACUGAUGCUUGAUGCACUUUUACAUUAAUUACAAUAUAAUAUAAUAGUUUGUAUAGAGCAUGUUUAAUUUAUCGGAACAGUAAAAAUAAAUCUGCAAAUAUUUGUACCAAUUUUGCAAUGUAAAAUUGAGUUUUAAUGUAGCCAUAGUAAAUUUAAAAAAAUCAUCCAUUCAUGCAAAAUGAAUUACAUUGAAUUCAAUAGACCGUAUUUACUCGCAAAUGAGUUGCGCCUUUGUAUGGGUUGCACCCUUAAUUUUGGGCCAAAAAAUCUAACUUUUUCACGGUAAGAAUUACCCUCGAAUAUGAGUUGUGCCAUAAAUGUCUCCAGUAUAAUACAAGUUAAGUCUUUAUGGUCAGUGCCUCAGCUCACACAUUCACGUACUUCCUUUCUCUCUUUUCAAUAGGUGACAGACUUGGCUUAAUGACAUAGUUCAUGAUGCUUUACACUCACUGCUGAGAUAGUUUAAUUAAACAAUUUAUGUUUACUCGUGAUACAUUUAUUAAAAACAAACACAGGCUAGUUAUUUAAGCAUAUAGUCAACCAUGACAGUGCAAUGUUAUUUCUUUUUACCCGAAAUGGAAAAUUUGCAUAUUGACGCAGUACAUUUGUUAAAAAAAUCGGCAUAAAAUCUGUGACCCAUAAGCAGGUAAAUACGGUACUAAAAGAUGUUAUUGCAAUUUAAACUAGUGUUUUUAUUUUCAAAUGUUGAUAUUUUAUGAUUUUAGUUGCAUUUCAGUGCUUUGUGAUGUGUUACCUAACUUAAAAUGUUUGUGGUAUAUGGUACAGUGAUAUUUCUUUUCGGUAUUAUUUUGGUUUUAUCGCUAUUCACCAUAUAAUCUUGUCCAUACUAUUAUUUAUAUAUUUUCUCUCUUCAAUUUAAUUUAAAAUAGAAUUGAAAUGAUAACUGACCUGUCAGUAAAGAAAGGUAUUGAGUGUGCUGUUCUGCUGUAAAAUAUUGUGUAUAAAGUUCUAUUGUCUCUUAGUUUUUGGUAAAUGCUGAUUAUGUAACCCACCAACUGUUAUAACCAAAGUAAAAAUUAAGUGUUCUUAUUUCAUAGAAUGCAUUUAUUUAUAGGUUGAGGAGUACAUGCAAGUAUAAAGGUAUUCAUAAAAAUGGUUUGUUAUUGAUAAUACUAUUCCUAAAUCAAAAAUUUCAACUCAGCAUGUUGAAUGCAAGUGUUUAAAUAUCAAUAAGAAACUAAGAGGAAUGGUUUCACUGCUCUAUGAAUGUUAUAAGUUAUUCUUAUAAACUAUCAUAAUUAGUAACUUUGUUUCAUAUAUGUACAUAAUACUUAAUUUUGGAAAUAUUGCUGGUUUUGUAAUUGAUGUUUUGAUUAAAGUGCAGUUUGUUGUCAACUUA
Messenger RNA from Bacillus rossius redtenbacheri, 3014 nucleotides. Its product is annotated as NKAP family protein CG6066. The transcript has 6 exons. Gene Ontology annotation, molecular function: chromatin binding. The coding region runs from base 245 to 1333 and encodes 362 amino acids. The record is from RefSeq and is a predicted model, not a curated record. Gene Ontology annotation, biological process: regulation of gene expression. NCBI's taxonomy places the organism in Eukaryota, Metazoa, Arthropoda, Insecta, Phasmatodea, Bacillidae. Gene Ontology annotation, cellular component: nucleus.